This is a messenger RNA of Vitis riparia (riverbank grape), 951 nucleotides long. RefSeq names its product diacylglycerol kinase theta-like. The coding region runs from base 49 to 840 and encodes 263 amino acids. The transcript has a single exon. The record is from RefSeq and is a predicted model, not a curated record. NCBI's taxonomy places the organism in Eukaryota, Viridiplantae, Streptophyta, Magnoliopsida, Vitales, Vitaceae.
UCAUACAAUUGAAAUUAAGCAGAGAGACUGUUGAGCAGGCAGAGACAGAUGGCUCCGGUGCCGAAGAAGAAGACAAUAAAGCACUUCACUCACCCAGGACAUGAUUUGGCAGAGAUUUCAACGAACGAAGAGUACCUCUGCGGUGGUUGCAGAACUCCAGGAGGGGUGGGCACCAGAUACCGAUGCCAUCAUUGUGAUUUCAAUCUGCACGAGUACUGUGGCUCCUGCCCCUCCACCCUCUCCUCCUUCAUGCACCCACAGCACCACCUCAAUAUAGUGGUUCGAACCCAAGGCGGGCGCCAGAACCAGCGUAUCUGCGAUUUGUGCGGCGACUCUGUGGAGGGGCUUUUCUACAGGUGCAAGCUCUGCGACUUCGACGUCCACCCGCUGUGCACCCAGUUGCCUCAGUACGUGCGACACGCGCUUCACCCAGAUCAUCAAUUGAUGCUCCAGCCCUCCGCGCCUGGCUGGUGUGCGGUUUGCAAAAGCGUGUGCAGUUCUUGGCGGUACAGGUGCAAGACUUGUAGCUUUGAUAUUCAUCUCGAGUGCAUAUUAUUAGUACCGUUCAAUGGAGCGUCGACGUCACGCUCAGUACCGCCGACAGGUCCGCCACCACAUUUUUAUUGGGCUGCGCUACCACCUCCACAUGGUGCUCAUGGCUAUGGGGUCCCUCCUGGUUUCAGUCCACAGUAUAACCCUGUUAGCGAAGCACAAGGAAGUAGUAAGCCGUCGAAAGGGAAGAAGCUGGGCAAGAUGAUGUAUACGCUCGUGGGGAAGCUAACCAUUGGAGUGAUUGCUAAUGUGUUGUUUGGAGUGGGAGAUUUCUCUUCGUCCUCCUGACUUUACGUGGGAGGACUUUUGCUUUUAAUUUUGUGCAGGCAGUACUUGAUUCUGUUGUUAUUCAAGUGUUCAUCAAAUUGAUGUUAUUGAAGUGUUCGUAAUUUCGCUCUC